Molecule: messenger RNA, 255 nt
Organism: Oppiella nova
Lineage: Eukaryota; Metazoa; Arthropoda; Arachnida; Sarcoptiformes; Oppiidae
Source: the annotation of a GenBank genome assembly
AUGUCGGAAAUAAUUGCCGACAAUAGGAAUGGGAGUCCGGGAGAGACCAUACAUUCGGUGUGUAUUUCGUGGACUAAUAUCCAAGUGAUGACUAAAACACAGAAAUCUAUUUAUAAUUGUUUUCAAACCAACAAAACUCCGAAAGAGAUCCUAAGGAACGUAUCAGGUGAAGUUAAAGCUGGAAAUAUGUUGGCCAUAAUGGGAGCCAGGGUUAUCUAUACUUAUGAGUAUCUUCAGAGUUUUAACAACAGAUGA